AGCUCGAGCUCGACCGGAACACACAAUCAGAAUCAGAUAGUCAGGUUUGAUGUCACAGGGACAUUUCGUCCAUGUUUUUACCAAGAAACAAACUCAAAGCCGUCUUUAAAAUGAAGAGAUUUUAACGUUUAGUCGAAUUGAUUAAUUGACUUCACUUUCAGAGUCACGUGGAUCCUGAGAGAUCUAAGUUAGUGGAGUCAGUUUAACUGUUUUCUUCUGUUAUUUCUGUCUAACUGUCAGUCAGGCAGUCAUUAAAGUCCACGUGAGGAUUUCUCUUACAAUCUACGGUCUACGCUGCAGGAGGGCGUCGUGACGUCAUCACGCGAGUUCACCGGCGAAGGUCACCAGCAAAGCUGGUGUGUGUGAGUGUGUGUGCUGCGUGAUGCAGCCGGUGCAGAUGCUGGAGGCUCCAGGGUUCAGACAGAGGCUGCUGGAGGUGUUGAGACGGGGCAGACGACAGCAGUACUGCCUCCCGCACACACAUGUCUCACCCUCCCCGCACACGCAUGUCCCACGGGGCCACUGCCUCCUGCACACCCGUGUCCCACCCUCCCCUCACACAUCCUUCUGCAGAGGAGAGGACGACAGCGAGCUGCUCUCUUUCGUCACCGCCUCCUCCUUCGCUCUGCUCUCCUCCUCCUCCUCAUCAUCCUCCGAGAGCGAGAGCACAUCGAGUGUCCGCUCGCGCAGACGCAAACGCAGACCGUGGAGCAGUCAUGGCUUGAGAGAGUCGCUCAUCAUGGGAAAUCAGGACGGGAAGCUGAAGCGCUCGGAAGCGGGAGGCGCGGCGGAUGAGAGCGCAGCUCACGACGGCACAAAGAAAGGAUUCCACGGCAAGAAAUCACACGGGAAGGGAGGGGAGGGAGGGAAGAAGAAAAACAAAUCCGACAGAUCCUCGGUGUUUCCUCACAUACGGAAGCGCAAGAACCAGAGCAAGGUGAAGGGCUUCCUGAGCGGAUCCAAAGAGGAUGCGCUGGACGAGCUGGAUAAUAAGACGCCCGAUCUCUCUGGAGAUGAGCUCGGACAUUUGGAGAGCAGACCGAACACGCUGGACAGCCAGGAGGAGGAGAAGAAGGUGGCGAGCUCCGGAUCCGACACGGAUAUGUACAGCUUCCACUCGGCCGCCGAGCAGGAGGAUUUGCUGGCAGACAUCCAGCAGGCCAUCCGUCUGAAGCAGGGCGUGAUGCUCACGGCCCCAGUCGAGGUUCCCUGGGACUGUAAACAAACCCAAAACACCCCCACCCCCGACUCAGAGCACUUCACUGUGCUCGAAGCCAUUCCUAAACCAGAAAACGGGCUUGUUAGUGCACCGCGCCUCCCUGAGGAGGACGAGCCGGCUGUGAAUGGGCUCCCAGAAGAGGCCCUUUGUGCUCCGGUCACAAAAGAGCCCGAGGCCCCUCCUCCUCCUCCUCCUCCUCCAGUGGUUGCUGUGACAACCAGCACCACCAGCUUCCCUGACCUCACAGCUUCAUUCGAGAGCGCCGUGGAGGCCGUGGAAGACGAUGCUGAUGUUCCCAGCACAGAUACGGUGUCUGAGGCCGACGGGCUCGGGUCUACGGGCUCUCUGGAGUGUGUCACCGUCAUUGAGCCGCCCGAAGAGCCUGUCGCACUCCUCCAGAGGCGCAAGAGCAGCGUGUCGAUCCUGCAGGAGAGUCCUCUGGCCACACGGCGGAUGAAGACUGCGGUCAAGCCGUACCCGGCCAUCAACACGUCCUACAUCAAAACCACCACGAGGCAGCUGAGCUCGCCCUCCUGCUCGCCCGGGCCCUCGCCGGCCCUCAGCCCGCUCUUCACACGCCGGGGCCCGGACCGGCCCGAGAGGAGACGGGUCAAGCGUCAGCGCUCCUACAGCAUCACCGGACCCAUCAGCCGCUCCGCAGACUGGACCGAGGAGCUCCGCACGCUCCCGCCGAAAGCGGCUGGGUCAGAUGACUUCCUGGAGUACGGUGGCUCGGAGGGGACACUCAGGACGGCCACACAGCGGGGCUCUAUGACUCAGGAGGUCUUCACAGGCCGGACGCUGUUGGAGCGCUUCUUCCAGCAGCAGGACUCUGGAGAGCCGGAGGAGGCGGAGAAGCUGUGCUCCAGGAUCCUGGCCAUGGGCCUCCUGCUGCCCUUCAGCGACUGCUUCAGAGACCCCUACAGCAGCGGACGACAGAUCGCUCCCAAGUUUGACCAUGAUCAGCUGUACACCUGGGCAGCCGUCAGUCAGCCGCCUCCGUCUCUGGAGCAUCUGGAGGGACGUCUGCCAGAACACCUGAAGAACCUGUGGCCCCUGACCAGACCAGGAGCCGAGGACGGGCCCCGACCCAAAUACACAGAGGAUGCGGUUGAGGAGCAGGAGGAGCAUCAGGCCAUCGUCUCAGACCUUAAGAAACAACAGGAAGAAGAAAUCCGGCACAUUCAGGAGGAGUCGGUGAUAAAGACAGUGCAUCUGAAGCAGGAGCACGUCUGCGUGAUCGAGCAGCUGGAGCAGACCAUUGAAGACCUGCGCUGUAAGAUUGCUGAGCUGGAGAAACAGCAGCCUCUGCUGGAGCAGGAGGUGCAGACACAAGACCAGGAGUGUGGAGGAGAGGAGCGCCUCCUCCCAGACGUCUGCCAUGUGGACCUACAGACAGAGAACACUGUGCUGCUGCCGCUGGAGGCCAAAUCAGUGCAGACGUCUCCUAUGGACGAGAGCUUUAGGUUUAAAGUGCCUCCUGUGGAGGUGCAGGGGCCCGGAAGGAGUGACUCCUCACUGCCAUCAGAAACUGAGAGUGUUUCUCAAGCGUUUGUGUGCAUGUGUCAGCAGCAGCCGGGCACUUCAGUGCCUCCUCCACCUCCUCCUCCAUCCGGGAUGUGUGCACCUCCUCCUCCACCUCCGCUUCCAGGAAUGAGCGCUCUUCCUGCACCGCCUCCUCUCCCGGGAAUGGGUGCACCUCCUCCACCUCCUCCUCUCCCGGGAAUGGGUGCACCUCCGCCUCCUCUCCCGGGAAUGGGUGCACCUCCUCCUCCGCCUCCUCUCCCGGGAAUGGGUGCACCUCCUCCUCCACCUCCUCUCCCGGGAAUGGGUGCACCUCCUCCUCCACCUCCUCUCCCGGGAUUGGGUGCACCUCCGCCUCCACCUCCUCUCCCGGGAAUGGGUGCACCUCCGCCUCCUCCUCUCCCGGGAAUGGGUGCACCUCCGCCUCCUCCUCUCCCGGGAAUGGGUGCACCUCCUCUUCCAGGUAUAUCUGCACCUCCUCCUCCUCCAGGUCCUCCCCUGACCUUCGGUCUGGGUUCUCUGCCUCCUCCGCUCCCGAUGGGUCUGUACGCGUUAGGAGCAGCACAGGAGAAACCUCCUCGUAAAAGCCUGGUGGAGCCGCCGAGACCCAUGAAACCGCUGUACUGGACUCGUAUUCAGCUGCACACCAAAAAGGAUUCUCAUUCUGUUGUGUGGGAUAAGAUCGAGGAGCCAUCCGUGGAUUUUGAUGAGUUUGUCGAACUCUUCUCCAAAACAGCAGUGAAAGAGAAGAAGAAGCCUCUCUCAGACACCAUCAGCAGGUCAAAGACCAAGCAGGUGGUGAAGCUGCUGAACACCAAGCGUUCUCAGGCCGUGGGGAUCCUGAUGUCCAGUUUACAUCUCGACAUGAAGGACAUUCAGCACGCGAUCCUGAAUCUGGAUAACACUGUGGUUGAUCUGGAGACGUUACAGGCGCUCUACGAGAACAGAGCCCAGCAUGAUGAGCUGGAGAAAAUCGAGAAACACAUCAAAUCCUCAAAAGACAAAGAAGGAAACAAACCUCUGGACAAACCCGAACAGUUUCUCCAUCAGCUCUCCCAGAUUCCUAAUUUCUCCGGACGAGUCUUCUGUAUUCUCUUUCAGUCGACCUUCACUGAAUGCAUCUCGUCUGUUCAGCGCAAACUCCAGAUUCUGCAGAGAGUCUGCAAGGCUCUUCAGAGCGGUUCUGGAGUGCUGAAGGUUCUCGGAUUGGUUCUGGCCUUCGGGAACUUCAUGAACGGAGGGAAUCGCACCAGAGGACAGGCAGAUGGCUUCACGCUGGACAUUCUGCCCAAACUCAAGGAUGUCAAGAGCAGCGACAACAGUAAGAGUCUGAUGUCAUAUAUCGUCGCUUACUACCUGAGACACUUUGAUGAGGACGCGGGCAGGGAGACGUGUGUGUUUCCUCUCCCAGAACCUCACGACCUGUUUCAAGCCUCUCAGAUGAAGUUUGAGGACCUGACUAAAGAUCUGCUGAGACUCCGGAAAGAUCUGAGAGCAUCCACUGCGGAGGUGGAGAAGGUGUGCUCGGUCUCUUCUGAAGAGCAUCUGCAGCCGUUUAAAGACAGGAUGGAGGUGUUUGUGAUUGAAGCAAAAACAGAGCUGGAAAGUCAAGAGAAGCAGCUUAGUGAAACCCACAAAACGUUCCUGGAGCUCUGCGUGUUCUUCUCGGUGAAGGCCAAGUGCGGAGAGAAAGAGGUUUCGCCCAACACCUUCUUCACCGUCUGGCACGAGUUCUCCACAGACUUUAAAGACACUUGGAAGAAGGAGAACAAGAUCAUUCUGCAGGAGAGGCUGAAGGCGGCGGAGGAGUGUUUUCGGCAGGUCAAAGAAAAAGCCACUUACAGCGUCAAACCCAAACACGCGUCUGGAAUUAAAGCAAAGCUGGGCAUGAAGAUCUGAGGCGGAUGUGGACUGACGGACGGAUGCUCUCGUGCCGUUUCAUCUGUAAAUCGCUCUCGCAGCAGCUUCAGUGUUAUCUGCCAUCUGCCGUACCACACAGGAAGUGAUCCGCCGUCUAAAUGUGAUGUCACAUUCUGUGUUCAGAUGGAUGAACAUAUCAGACGUUUGCUCCACCGUACAUACUGGAGGACUGAAGCAAUAUCAUCAAAAAAGGUCAUUUUAUUUUUAACAGAUCUGAAAAGGAUAGAGAAUCAGGAUUUCCGAUGCAUCUUCAUUGUAAGCAUCGGAAUCAUAUGACGCUUUUAAACCAACACUAGUUAAUGCAGUUUAGUCCUGUAGUCUUCAGCUGAGUGAACAUGUUCAAAGCACACUCCAGUCCUACAGGACCUGAAAGAGACACUCCAGUAUGUACAGUAUGAAUCAGAUCAGACAGCGGCGAACGAUCAGGAAUCUACUCAGUGUUUUUGUGAAAUUAUGCAAGAUUGUUUUCUGGUUUUGCUGCAUCCACACAUUCACUCACUCACUUGAUGUAUUUAAGAGGAUGUUUUUUAAAUUAAUAUAAAUAAUAUUAACAUCUUUAUGUAACAUUAGUUUGUUUUUAGCAUGUGCGUGUCGGAGGUGUGGAUGGACGUCUGCGCUCCAUGUGCAAUAACUGUUUGUAUCUGAACGUUUUGAGAAGAGUGUAAUUUAUGUAAAAUAAAGGGAUUAAUAAAUUCAGACAUUUUAAUUUA
Carassius carassius (crucian carp) is the source of this 5373-nucleotide messenger RNA. RefSeq names its product formin 2b (gene fmn2b). The transcript has 20 exons. Gene Ontology annotation, cellular component: cytoplasm; nucleus; endoplasmic reticulum membrane. Lineage: Eukaryota; Metazoa; Chordata; Actinopteri; Cypriniformes; Cyprinidae. Bases 383 to 4642 code for a protein of 1419 amino acids. Gene Ontology annotation, molecular function: microtubule binding. The record is from RefSeq and is a predicted model, not a curated record. Gene Ontology annotation, biological process: actin nucleation; intracellular transport.